AUGGCAUCGAAGAAGCAGCAAAAGCUAGCUGCGUCUGGGAAGAAAUCAGCUGAGAAGACUAAAGCUGUUGUGACAGAGGAAUCUACCAAGCAAGUGCCCGAGGAUCUUCUCAAGGCUAUUGUCUCAUUUCUCAACGGUCACGGUUAUGACUCCUCCAGCAAUGCUUUGAUCAAGGAAGAAAAACAACGGAGCGGGAAGGUUAUUUCGGGUUCAAGCAAGGAUGCCGAGCCAUCGUUAGUGACCAUGUACGAAGCAUGGAAGUCUUCCUCUAUCUCAGCGAAAGAGGAUGAGAGUGAAGAGUCCUCUUCAUCAAGCGCGGACGAUGUUGAGUCCAGCUCCGAAUCUGAGUCUGAGUCUGACUCGGACUCAGACGUCUCAAUGGACGAUGCGCCCGCGCCGAAGAAGAAGAGCAAGAGUCCUUCGCCAUCUUCCUCAUCCUCUUCAUCAUCAUCAUCAUCUUCUUCUUCUUCUUCCGAGUCGGACAGCGAUGCGGAUGACGAAUCUGGACCAGAAAGCUCACCACCUAAACCGGCAGGCACGAAGCGCAAAGCCGAAGAUUCAGCUGAAGAUAGCCAAGCAUCUUCGAAGAAGGCCAAGAAGGCCAAGAAGGUAGAUGUUUCCGAAAGCUCAUCAGAAGAGUCCGAAUCAUCGGAGGAGUCCUCAAGCGACAGCUCACCCGAGGACUCAUCUGAGGACAGCUCCUCUAGCGACUCUGAAUCGAAAUCCGACUCUGCCGAUUCCGAUUCUGAAUCAGAGACCGAACGUAAGACAUUGAAAGAGGCUGCGAAGAAACCAUUGCCUGAAUCCGACGGAAGUAGCUCAUCCGAAUCGAGUGAUUCCGAAGACUCGUCCUCAUCUGAGUCCGAUUCCGAGCCUUCUGAGGAUGAUUCCAAAAAGGCGGCAACGACCAAUGAUAUGAGCGAUUCCACAGACACAAUAGCCUCCACAAGUACAAAGUCGGGCCAGACCAAAUCUCAGAAGAAGGAGGCCGACAUAUCCUUCAAUUCUGUCCCUCUUCCCCCCGACCCUCUGCCUAAAAAGAAGCAUACCGGAGCUCGUCCCACACGACUGGCUGCAGCCAGUGCUCUUCCUCAUAACCAUCCAUCAAACGACUAUGUGGCUUACGCUUACGCCGAACGUGCCUACAAAGACUUAUCAGUCACCCGUGGCAAGGGCUUCACCAAAGAGAAGAAUAAAAAGAAGCGCGGUUCAUAUCGCGGGGGUCCGAUAGAUAUUGGUCCAUCCAAAUUCAGCUUCAAAUUCGAAGAUUAA
This is a messenger RNA of Talaromyces stipitatus ATCC 10500, 1272 nucleotides long. RefSeq names its product ribosome assembly and transport protein Srp40, putative. The coding region runs from base 1 to 1272 and encodes 423 amino acids. The record is from RefSeq and is a predicted model, not a curated record. The transcript has 2 exons. NCBI's taxonomy places the organism in Eukaryota, Fungi, Ascomycota, Eurotiomycetes, Eurotiales, Trichocomaceae.